Messenger RNA from Drosophila persimilis, 921 nucleotides. RefSeq names its product COMM domain-containing protein 5 (gene LSm-4). The coding region runs from base 1 to 615 and encodes 204 amino acids. The record is from RefSeq and is a predicted model, not a curated record. NCBI's taxonomy places the organism in Eukaryota, Metazoa, Arthropoda, Insecta, Diptera, Drosophilidae. The transcript has 3 exons. Gene Ontology annotation, cellular component: nucleus.
AUGACAUUUUCGUUUCGACAUAAUAUUCAGAGAAAUGUUCAACCAUAUUCUUCGAUCCUACCGCAAUUAUCGAAACCCAUGCUGCGGGUCUUAAUUCAAGUUUCCGUGCAUUAUAUAGAGACAAAAAAAUCAUGUUCCGAAGUGCUGUCCCUUGCAAAGAGCAAACUGACAAAUGCCGGCCAUGAAGUUCCUGGAGACUUUUGCGAGCUCUUUACUAUAGUGUUUUUGAUGAUGCAAAUAUUUUUGCGCUAUCCAAAAGGAGUGGUAAAGGCUGACGAGCUACGAAAAUGCCUAAUGGUUGAUUUAAGGUUUUCGGAAGAAUGCGUUGAAGAUAUCUGCACAGUUAUUUUCCAUCAUCGAGAGAUACUUAGUAAAAAUUACUCGGAUACCAAAUUAGAUCGUGUUAAAAUGUUAAACGUGAAGUGGAGGAUCAACAUUUCUUUGACUUUAAGUACUAUCCAAGAUAAAACGACCGUAGUACUGCACUUCAAGCUCCCGAGUGGAGAUUUUCGAACUCUGGAGUUACCACUGUCCACGUUUCAACGAUUGCGUUACAGUAUUACUUUAUUACUCAAUGAUCUGCAGCAUUUGCAAAGUCGAUCAAUCUUAAAAUAAUAUAGAAGUAAAUAUGUUUAUUGACACUAUUAAGGUAUCAGCAGUUUCCCUGACUUUUUUUCUGUUCCAACACUCUCCAUAUUUAACAAAACAGGUCAGGAUUGAAACUUCAGGUAAUUGGACCCCCAAAGGUAUACUUAUAUUGCUAUCCUACUCCACCAGAUUUGAGUGCCAAUCAAGAUUAAAAGUGCUUAAGACGUGAUAAAUCCUAAGUGUGUCAACACUUUUGUUACCCUUAUUUUAGACAUUUUUUUUGUUUAAAUUUUUUUACUUAAUAUUGCAAUAAAAUUACGCUUAUUAAAAUGA